Messenger RNA from Bipolaris maydis ATCC 48331, 1482 nucleotides. RefSeq lists its product as uncharacterized. Lineage: Eukaryota; Fungi; Ascomycota; Dothideomycetes; Pleosporales; Pleosporaceae. Gene Ontology annotation, biological process: positive regulation of transcription by RNA polymerase II; aflatoxin biosynthetic process. Gene Ontology annotation, molecular function: zinc ion binding; DNA-binding transcription factor activity, RNA polymerase II-specific; RNA polymerase II cis-regulatory region sequence-specific DNA binding. The record is from RefSeq and is a predicted model, not a curated record. Gene Ontology annotation, cellular component: nucleus.
AUGCCGCCGCCAACCGGCAUCCGGCUGCGAGAUAGCUGCCAAUCGUGCGCCGCAUCCAAAACCAAGUGCUCCAAGGACAAGCCGCAGUGCGCUCGGUGCGCCAAGAGGGGUACCAAGUGUGAAUAUCUCGUCACACAGCGGACGGGCAGGAAGGCCCUGGCGCGGCGAGACAGCGAUGCCAAAGAGCAGAGCAGUGAUGCGGGUGUUCGACGCAAGAGCUUGAGCCGCUCAACGACGACAGCAACAAACACCACCACCACAACAACAACGUCGUCGUCAAGCAUGUACGACACACCAGACAUUCACAUGUCGGGAUGUGUAGAGGCGCAAGACGGAGCAGCAGACAUGUACAUGAUAGAGCCGGGGCUCGAGACAUUUGAUGCAGACACUGCUGGUAGCAUGCUUCCUGAGAUGAGUACAGUCCACGACGACUACUUCUCGCUUCUCGUCCCAGACGUUGACACGUUGGCACUGGACCAGGUAUACGAUACAAGCAGUGCCACAGACGCCGCGGCAUCCGACGUGCUGGCCCAACCGCUGCUCGGCACCAGCAGCGGCAUGCCUCACGGCACAGCAGCAUAUGCAGCAUACACGCAGGGCAACAACCUAGCAGCGGCCGGGCACUCAUCCAGGGACCCGCCGCAGCAGCCCGACCUAGGUAUGCUCCUCGAUGCAGCAUGUCUGCCGGGAGGACCGACCCAAACCGGCGAGCAAACCGGCCAACUGCUCUCUGAGAUGCAGACGCCCUACUACCAAACCGCCAUGGACCACGCCGCAGCCUCGCAGCAGCAGCACGAGGGCCUCACCAUGGCUCUGCAGCUAAUGCAGCACCUCUGCUGUCUGACCGAUACGAGCAGUGCCAACUCCAUGCCGGUCAUGGGAGGGGCACCCCGCCCGCCGCCGCUCCGCCUCCGCAGUCUCAUGGACAAAUGCAGCAAAGCCACGGCAACCAUCAGCGCCAUCCUGCACGGCGACAGCUCCCACGACGCCUACUUCCUCGCCGUCGUCUGCCUCACAAUGUCAAAAGUCCUAGACGCAUACGUCACUGCGUCCCGUACCCUCGGUACACCAACCACCACCACCACCAGCACGGCCGACUACGACAGACGCAAGUCGCGCUCCUCAUCUGCUUCUUCUUCUUCUUCCUCUCCUUCUGUGCUUUCGUCCCCGGCCCGCCCGGAUUCCGCACGCAGUAACCGUAGCAGCGGGAGUGUGUCGCCGCCGGUCGUCCUGCAGGGCGACCCCAAAGCGGUUCAGCAGUUGCUCGAUGAGUUGUAUCACGUGCGCGCUUCUAUGGAUCUUUUGGGCGCCAAGAUUGCCGCAGUGGCACCGGCUUCGUGCAGUGUGUUUGCGAGUGGUUUGUCUUUUUCGGCAGAGACGCUGAGUCGGCUUUAUGAGGAGCAGAGACGCCGGUUGAAGUGUAUUUCACUUUACCUAAUCAACAGUCUCAAGGCGUUUUGGGUGGAGGAGACUUCGUUUUAA